AAUUAUUUGCUUGCAAUAAUUAUCAAAUAUUUGGUCGGCAAAUAUUCACCAAAUUUUAGUACUUAUUACCAAGUUCUUUUUCAGAGCAGACUUAAUGUAGGACUAAAAUUUCGACAGAGUCGAAUAAGGAAAGGGAGAAGCCAUCCCUUCGAUCUUCUUCGAAGAUUCCUUCCAUUCGCUGCUGCCUUCUCAUCGUUUUACUAAAACUGAUCGAUGCCAUUUUUUUUAACAACUAUCAAAAAUCUGGUAAAAAAUGGGGAAAGGUUGAUUUACGUUUCGGAUGAAUUAUUUCGAUCGGCCGUUCAUUUUGAAUGAAACUCGCAAGUCUCGCGACUCCCGCUCGAUCCCGUGCAUUUUGCUCGAAGUUGCCACCUCCUAAGAUAUGUAUUCUUUUUCAUCAGUAUACAAUGUUAAUUGCUUAUCCGGUCGUAUGUAGGUCGUAGCAAUAUAUUUCUCAACAUAAACUCGUUCUCCGCAAUUAGCAAUUACUGACACUCUACGAGGUACCAAAAUUUCUCUCGACGCUUUCCUUCGAUUGUGUCUUCUCGAGAGUUUUUAGUUGACUUCUCUAAUUUACCCAGUUUUAUUUGGGACGUACGAUUCCAAUUAUUUGACUUUACUAACUCUGUGGUAGGUCUCCGUUGUUCUUUUCGGAGAAUUCUCAACACAUUCUCAGGCACUUUCAUCACAUCCUGAUGACGUUUUCCACGUCUUACAUAAUCGCGAAUUUCUCCGCUCACUCUCUACCGGGUAUUCGGUGCUAGCGGCCGAACCCGAACAACGCAAAAUCGAGGAGAGAAAGUGGGAAAUAAACGGAAGGAAAAGAGAAAAAGAGAGAAAGAGAGAGAGAAAGAGAGAGAAGGGAGAAAGCCUUUGGAAAGGCGCAGGAAGGCGCGAUUCUUAUGCGGUCCGUCUUCUCUCUUGGGAUGCGGCUGUCUCGGCCAUAGUUUUUCGGCGCGUUUUCCAUGCGACGAGACCCGGCGAAAAUAUGAACGAGAGACUUACGAGACGGUGAGAGGGGAAAGAGAAAGUCGAAAAGAAAUCGCUGACUAUUUUCUAGCUGACUAUACGUCCCUACUGAAGCUGAAGGCGCCCACGUGGACGCGGCACGAUCUCCAGGAGGCGAUCGAGGCCGUGGUGACCCAGAGGAUGCGCUUCACCCAGGCUUCGACCAAGUACGGGAUCCCCAAGGGCACCCUCUACGACAACAUCCUCGGCAAGUCUAAGAGGAUGAUGAUCCUGGAGGAGGCCGGCCUCAACCCGAGCGAGGAGACAGCGGUGCUCGAGUUUUGCUGCGACAUCAGCGUUAGUCCGUACAAUCGGCGCACCAAGAAGUCCCUGAACGCGAUACUGAACUUCGUCGAGCAGCUCAAGCAGAAGCGCGACCCCAGCUUUAUAUUCGGUGGCCUGUCGGGCUUCCGCUGGUGGUGGGCCUUCUGCAAGAAGCACUCGAUAGUCUCGCUCUAUUUCAACGACGACAACGAGAACGAGUGACCGACAGUCAAGGCCGAAACCGGGGCCGACGUCGACUCUUAGCGCUGGUCACGCCGACUUUUCAGAUUCGUUGAACGAAGAGACGUGGUGCGAUAAAAUCAGAUUGUUGUCGAUUGCCCUUGCGCGUAUUGAUCAAUAAAUCGGCAGAUAAAGCAGAUCGCACAUUAAAUUACACGUGGAAAUACUAUUCGCACCGUGAUACAUGAUGUAAAGUAAAUCUUAUUUACGCGGAAUUUUAUAUAUCGAAAUUCGGGUUAGUGCGGAACACGGAGAAAAAAGAUUGGUUGGAAUCAACGUGACGUCGAAACCGAAUGAGUUUUGAUUGAAGGGGACAGAAUUUCCCGUCCUUGAAACCGAGUUUAGUUUGUACACGGAAAUAAAAGUUCUGUUCUGAAUCGAUAAAAUUUUCAACAACAGUGUGAUUGGAGUAAAUCUUAUUUAUGGGAAAAUAUCAGUGAAACAACUAUGUUAUAUAUAAUAUAUAUAAUAUAUUGUUACAAUAAUUAAAGUAUUAGUCUUGUGUUCGUCCAGUUUGAUUCGAUAGUUUUAAUAACAUCGCCGCUGAAUCAAGAAAUUCCACUCGAAUCACGCAUUCUAUUCGAAAUUCUAUUGAUUCAACAGCAUUAUUCUUUUUUUGUGUAAAAACUAGCAAUUAUAUUUCUUUCGGGAAACACGCUCGAUUCGUUCGUUGUCAAGUUUAACCAAUCUCUUUUUUCCGUACAUAUUAAACCUUCUCGGUGCAUUGCCAGGAAUAUUCCAGAUUGUGACCGCAAAGGGUUAGUCAGCUUUGUGCGCUUUUAUUUCAAAGUGUGACACGAAUAUGAUAUUCGCCAAUUGAUAACUAGUUUAUCGAAGUAUUGGAAAAUUUGCGAAAAUGCGCUGCACAUUUUUUUUCUAUUGUCCGAUCAUCCACUGUGAAACGAUAAACACUUUGGUCUCCUUUCCGAUCGAUAAUGAUCUUUGUUUUCGCGAAUGCAUGUGUAAUCGGCCAGCGGAGAUUUUGCCGCCACGUCUCUCCCGAAUUCGCGACGGCUGCCGCGAAGAUUGCCGCUCGAGAAUGCAAUGGCGAGACCGGGACUUUUCCCUUUGCCUCGCGGGCGACAGGAAAAAUUGUGGAAUAUUUAAUGCACCGACGACAACGGGUUCGGGGGCGACAUUAAGGCAAAGGGAAUAAUAAGCUCGGAUUCGCGAACGACGUGCCGUCACGUCGCGCGAUUUUCUGUGCAACCUUUAUUCGCUCUCUCUUUCCCGGGCGAGAUUCGCUCUCGCAUUCUCGAUCCACGAGGCAGCGUCGCGAUUUUAAAGGUGACCAGCGCGCGUUUCUGAGAGAGGCCACCGUUGCUCGAUUCGACGCGGUUUGAUCGCGAGAUCCAACGCGAUUCACGUCGAAAUCGCACGAUAAUCCAUCUUUCAAAGCGGCGAAUUACGUAAACUUGUGAUAAUGGGAUAAUUACGUGUUAUUAUUGUGUACAACGACGGAGGAGAUAUCUUUCAGAGAUAAAAACUUUUUUUCAAGUUUCUGCACGAAACAAUAAUCAUAUCAACGUCAAUCUCUUCGCUCGGGGAAUUCUUACUUCCUCCGCGAAAUCGCAGAAAUGGAUUAUUCGACGUUUUCGAUGACGGAAUCGACGAAUCUCUUUCGAUCCAUCCGAAGACUCCGAAAGCCUUCCGAAGUUCAAUUACUUCGGCACGAGUACGAUCAACGUCGUUCUGCGACUUGGUGAUGAAAAAAUUAACCGACUUUGGCCAUUCUCGUUUCGAGACGAUGUGUACCAUCGCAAGCGACACGUUCGAACAUCUCCGCGAGCAUUGUUUUCUCUUGGUUUUCCUUUUCUUUUUUUUUUGUUUAAUUUUUUUAUGUUUCGUAUAUAUCCGACUUGCGCGACUCGUGCGGAGCAUGCGCGAGGAACUGCACGAGCGACGCGCAAUCCGUAGACUUCAACGCGGAAAAUCGCUGCACAAGCAGUAUCGCGGAAGAAUUUGUCGGCUAAUUGAAAAUCGAACGCCCGUUUCGCGUCGCGCGAGCACUCGCGCGAAAUAACCGCGGUAAAAUCGCGGGAUUUUAAUGGGCAAAAAACGUCUGCGUUCGAUUAAAUUUAAUAUCCCGCUAGGAUCGAUUGCAUCAACGGCGAUUAGCAUGGUUAUCCCCCUGCGACAAUGUUUUCCGGUCGUUUCUCCUUCGUGUGCGACGCUUCUGAAGUAAUAGAAUCUCGACGACACGUCGUACAAUAAGAGAAGCGAGUUAAUUCAAUCGCACUUGUAUCACGCGAUUCGCGCACUCGGGAAGGAGCAAAAUAUAUUCGAUUAAACAAGCAACGGCACGAUAACGUAUUAAAUUUAUUCCAAUUAGUUUUGUUUUAUUCAUUCUCUGUGGGGAGAAAGGGAGGAAAACAUUAAAAACAGCUGCGAAGCAGAUUUUUGGGCAAUGUAAGUAACAUACCUUGAAAAGUCGGUAUAUGUGUUGACUCAAACAAAAUUCUUGCUUGGACAUAAGCAAACAUUUGUUUUGGUUGUGAGAACCAAAGUUUGGUUCUUUGAAACGAAAAUGAAAAAGAUUCGCUUUCGUUUGAGUCAACUAACUGGGUUUGUAUACUUGCAAUUCGAGUGUAAAAAUUUGUCAGUCUCAUGUUGUAUGUCCAACAAAGUAAAUAUUAUUAUAUAUAAAUAAUUCGCGUAUCUUUGCGUUAAUUAAAGCAAAAUAUAAUUAGCCCUUUGCGCGGGAAAUUCGAUAAAUUCGUAUCGAUUGAAAACGUGAGAAAUAUGCACGCACACGUGCACAGAAUAUCGCCGGAUUUGUUCGGACGUGUCGCUGAUUUCGGGGACCGUGCGAGUCGCGAGUUUUGUGAUAUCGUGCUCGCGAAUCACGCGCGAUCUGACGUACAAUGUAAGUUCAGUGCCUUCCAUUCAUCUUCCGUCUUCCACGUAAUGUUAAUGAGCCGAGGCAGAAAUGCGCUCUCGCCUCCCUUUCUAUAUAUAUAUAUACAUAUAUAUGUAUAUAUCAUUUUGUACAUAUAUACUUGCUGACCACCGUGUGUAUGUGUCUCGGUGAGUCGGCGGGAGGACCAAACGUCGCCGGGAUCCAUCACGGACGGAUCUCUUGCGGCGUCUCCUGAAAAGAUACCUUCUUUUUCUACAAAUAUUAAUUGUUACACUAGCGAGCGCUUAAGUUAUUAACAGUUGCCAUGUCGCGUUGCACGCGUCGCGGACUUGCGUCGUACUUUUCCACGAACUGAUGGACUCGCGGGACGAUCGGAUCCCCGACGCGUCGGAGAUCGCGUCAAAGAGGACAUGAGGAAAAGGGAAAAGAGGCGUUCGCCGGAAAGCGCGCGAGCACUUCAAGCGUGUCCAACAUUCCAAGAGUCUAAUCGGUGCGUGAUUUCGCGCCUGCGAAACGCAGCGCAAUGUAAUUCCCUUCUCGUCGGGGCGAUGCGUUGUGUCGGUCGAAUAUCAAAGAGGCGCGAGAAAAUGUUUUUACGAAGGUGACGAGGGAACGGAUGAAGCGAGGAAGGGAAGUAAAUAUGCCGCGAACUACUCGCGUGGAUUCUC
Molecule: messenger RNA, 5040 nt
Organism: Dinoponera quadriceps
Lineage: Eukaryota; Metazoa; Arthropoda; Insecta; Hymenoptera; Formicidae
Exons: 1
Coding region: 1150-1494 (114 amino acids)
Source: RefSeq, a predicted model, not a curated record